AUGAAUCCACUGUUGAAAAUAUUUUUAUCCUAUUGUUGGGGAAACAUGUAUUUAAUAAUUGGACUAAGUAUGGGCUUAAGUGUCAGCAUGAUGUCAAUAUCAAUCAAUAUGAAUGAAUAUGAUAGCAAUACAGAGCAUCAAAUGUCAUAUUCAAAUUACCAAGAAGAUUUGGAUGAAUACGAGCCAAAGAUAAAUAUCAACAGCAAACCACAACAAGCACAAAAAAUACCAAAAACUCUGAUACGACCAAGAUAUUAUUCUACAGAACUUGGAAUCAGGGAAAAAUUGUUCGUAGGAGUAAUCACAAGUCAACAAUAUUUAUAUAGUAGAAAUAUUGCAAUUAAUAAAACAGUGACUCACAUUGUGGAUAAAAUACGAUAUUUUAUUUCUAUACCAGAAGGAACCAAACCUAAUGUUACUCUUCCUGGUAUAGUUGGGUUCACAGACACUAGAAGCAUUUUGAAACCAUUCCACACUAUGAAAUAUAUAAUCGACAACUACUUAGAGAAUUAUGAUUAUUAUUUGUUGAUUAAAGACAUAAGCUAUAUCAAUGCUAAGAAAUUAAUAGAAUUUGUUAACAAGAUCAGUGUGAGUCAAAAUGUACAUGUAGGUGUCCUUGGAGAUAUUCCAAGUUAUUGUUCCUUAGAUUCAGGAAUUCUCUUGAGCAAUUCAGUAAUACAAGAAUUAAAGAACAACUUAGACUGGUGUGUAAAGAAUGCUUACUCGGAUUCGGACGAUGUUAAUUUCGGUCGGUGUAUUGUUCAUUCCUCGUCAACACCUUGUUCUAAUCAUAUACAAGGACAAAAGUUUCAGUAUACUGAAUUAAAACCCACGUUCUCAUUUGAACAAGAUUUUAAAGAUUUAGCCAGGAACCGACAGUUUUUAAAUUCAUUUGUAAUUUACCCAAUAUAUGAUCACCUUCUUAUUUAUAAAUUCAACACUUAUUUUGCAGCGAUGAAGUCCAUUGCAAUUGAAGACAAAAUUUCCAAUAUUAGGAAGUCAAUUUUAAGUAUGGAGCAUUUGGGUCCAUCCCAAGAACAUGAUGUUUCCUGGCCUGUUGGUAACCAGAUGGGAAAUAGGGCCUCCGGACGUUUUGAUAUUUUACGGUGGAAAUAUUUUAACGAAACUCAUACGUUCUUCAGUACAGAUUUUUCAACUGUACAGGAAUUAAAAACUGAUGCAAAAUUCGAUAUUGACAGAAUAAUUAAUGUGACAGCCUCCAAUAUUAUUGGUAACUCUCAGCGCAAAUUAAAAUUUAAGAAGUUACUAAAUGGGUACCAAAAGUUUGAUGCAUCCCGCGGAAUGGAUUACAUACUAGACUUAGCUUUUAUUGACAUAGUAAACGGAAAAGAAGUAAGAAAAAGAAUCGAAGUAUGCAAGCCUCUUGGUAAAGUUGAAAUUCUGCCUGUUCCAUACGUGACAGAAAAUACAAGAGUAAAUAUAAUAUUGAUUAUUGAUUUGUCAAAAAAACAAGUUGCAUUAGACUUCCUAGAACAAUAUGCCGUAGAUUGUAUGGAGAAAAAAUAUAAAACUUUUCUUAUGGUGGCUCUUUUGUAUAAUUAUGGUUCUACCUCAAAAGGCAAUGGAGAUAUAUUUUAUGAUAUUAAACAAUAUGCGUUAACAUUGGCUGAUAAAUAUAAAAAGUAUCAGUCAAAAAUCACUUGGCUCUCUAUUCGUCUACCGAGUAACGUAGCAUCCAUUGAAUUGGACCCCAUAUUAAAUAUUGCUGUGACAGAUUUGUGUAUUAAAAAAUUUUCACCCGAAAGUUUGAUAUUAUUUGUUGAAACGGGGAUACAGCUACGGUUGGAUUAUUUAAACAGAAUCCGUAUGAAUACUAUCAACCAAUAUCAGAUAUUCAGUCCAAUUCCCUUUGUCGAAUUUCACCCUGACAUUGUUCAUAUGAACGAUGUAAAACAAGCUGACACCGACAUCAAUCGUAAUCAUGGAAGAUAUGACGAAUAUAAUUACAAUAAUAUUGCCUUUUACGUCAGAGAUUACAAUACAAUGCGAAGAACUGCCGAGAACAGCAUUCCAAUAACACACUCCGAUAGGGAUAUUCCUUCUAUUUUAAAGCCAUCAAAGGAUCUACCUGCUAUGUCUUUAUUCGAAAUGUUUGUUUCUUUCAGUAAUGUACACAUUCUACGGGCGGUAGAGCCAGCCCUAAUAGUCAAAUAUAAAGAUAUCAAUUGCAAUAGUACCUACAACAAUAAUAUUUUCAAGCUGUGCACCCAGUCGAGGGAUUUUCAUUUAGGUCGACGCAGCCAAAUUGCUAGAUUGAUAUUAGAUUACCAAACUUAUAAAAUCCAUUUAUUCACAUGA
This is a messenger RNA of Dufourea novaeangliae, 2319 nucleotides long. RefSeq names its product chondroitin sulfate glucuronyltransferase (gene Chpf). The transcript is spliced from 6 exons. Gene Ontology annotation, cellular component: Golgi cisterna membrane. Gene Ontology annotation, molecular function: glucuronosyl-N-acetylgalactosaminyl-proteoglycan 4-beta-N-acetylgalactosaminyltransferase activity. Bases 1 to 2319 code for a protein of 772 amino acids. NCBI's taxonomy places the organism in Eukaryota, Metazoa, Arthropoda, Insecta, Hymenoptera, Halictidae. The record is from RefSeq and is a predicted model, not a curated record.